Molecule: messenger RNA, 1434 nt
Organism: Lathyrus oleraceus (garden pea)
Lineage: Eukaryota; Viridiplantae; Streptophyta; Magnoliopsida; Fabales; Fabaceae
Exons: 3
Coding region: 1-1434 (477 amino acids)
Source: RefSeq, a predicted model, not a curated record
AUGUCUGAUUCCUCUAGCUCUGAACCAUGUAACCCUAACAGAGAAGAUCCUGUUGCUGACUCUGCGAAUACCUCGCAUGCAAGAAGACCUAAAGAAAUUGUGUCAGGCUUCUCCUCAGCAAUCGUGCUUGAUGAACAAACCAGAGAAGGUUCCAGGUAUGUUCAUAAUGCCAUUGCCACUAUGGUGACCGGAAUACUGUCUGGUAAUCAUAAGGUCCUUGGGGUUUCCAUUCCCUUAAACGCCAUUAAACCUGAUAGUGUUGCUUAUCAAGAAAAUAUUGAGUCUUUAGGAAAGAAUAUCUCUGAUGAUGUUGAGAAAACUGGUGCUCAUAAGGAGUCAAAUGUUGACAAACCCUUAGAUAGUGUGGCUGGUGAGGAAGUUCAUGUCACUCAUGAUGUCAUUAACAACCCUAACUGUGAGGCUGAAACAGUAGACCUAGAGGAAUUUUCUGAUAAUGAGUUGUUGUCCUCAGUCGUCCCUAGCAUAGCCAAAAGGGUGAGGACUAGAAGAGAAAAGAAAACAGUGUCUCUAAGGUCCCCCAGAAAGAAGAUUGAUGUGCCAACCUCUUCCAAUCCAAAGGUGGCAGUCGAGAGUUCCCUCGAGAGGAAAGAGCAUGGUCCAACAAAAUCUUGGAGCAAAGGGGUGCCCAAGAAAAAGAAGACCAAGUCUGUUGUUGUUGAGUCUGACUCAGAUGUUCCAUGUGAUGUCCCUGACACUGUGUGGAAAUAUGUUUAUCAGAAGAGGCUGGCUUUGGAGAGGGAAUUGGCUCAGAAUGUCCUGGAAUGUAAGGAGAUUAUGGACCUUAUUCAAGAGGUUGGUUUAAUGAAAACUGUGACUCAAUUCUCAAAGUGCUAUGAGAUGUUAGUGAAGGAAUUUAUGGUCAAUGUGUCUGAAGAAUGUGCUGAUGGAAAGUCUAAGGAAUUCAGAAAAGUGUAUGUGCGAGGCAAGUGUGUACAUUUCUCUCCCUCGGUGAUCAACAUGUAUUUGGGAAGGCCUGAUGUAGCUCAACCUAAACUUGAGGUGACUGACAACAAAAUCUAUCAAGUCAUCACUGCUAAUCAAGUAAGGAAGUGGCCUCUUAAAGAGAAUGAUUCUGUGAAGAGAAGAGAUAGCCCUUUGUCCUUCAAUCAUAAACUAUUCCUAGGUACGCAUGUUCCUGACAUUGCCAUGGCAACAGGUGAAACAUCAAGUGUAUGCAAUCAACCAGGUAAAGCUGCUGUCAUUGCAAUGCUCAAAGAAACGUGCAAGGAGUUAGGGGCAAGGAAGCUCAAUUUGGAAAAUUUGAUUAUCAAGUUGGAGAUGACUGAAGGUGAUGUGCUUGGUCAAGCUGCUGCUGCUGCAGAAGGAGAUGAAAGACAAGGUGAAGAGGGAGAAGCAGAUGUCAGUCCUAAUGAUGGCACAGAUGAUGAUGCUGACUCUGAGUUAGAUAACUAG